AACACCGAUGAGGAGGGAUGGCAGGAGGCAGGAAGGGGCUCGUUGCCCCCCAGAACACUUUCUUAGAGAAUAUCGUCAGACGCUCCAAUGACACAAACUUUGUACUUGGUAACGCUCAGAUAGUGGACUGGCCUAUCGUGUACAGCAAUGAUGGAUUCUGUAAACUGUCUGGAUAUCAUCGAGCAGAAGUUAUGCAGAAGAGCAGCACUUGCAGCUUCAUGUACGGGGAGUUAACGGACAAGGAAACAAUUGAAAAAGUUCGACUCACAUUUGAUAACUAUGAGAUAAACUCAUUUGAAAUCCUGAUGUACAAGAAGAACAGGACACCAGUCUGGUUCUUCAUAAAAAUUGCUCCGAUUCGAAAUGAACAAGACAAGGUGGUUUUAUUCCUUUGCACUUUUAGCGACAUCACAGCUUUCAAACAGCCCAUUGAGGAUGAUUCAACCAAAGGCUGGGGUAAAUUUGCCCGUCUGACAAGGGCACUCACAAGCAGCAGAGGUGUUCUACAGCAGCUAGCUCCAACUGUGCAUAAAGGAGAAAGUGUUCACAAGCACUCAAGGCUGGCUGAGGUAUUACAGCUUGGCUCGGAGAUUCUUCCACAAUACAAACAAGAGGCACCAAAGACUCCACCGCACAUCAUCCUGCACUACUGUGCAUUCAAAACUUCCUGGGAUUGGAUAAUCUUGAUCCUGACCUUCUACACUGCAAUUAUGGUUCCCUACAACGUUUCCUUCAAAACCAAACAGAACAAUGUGACUUGGCUAGUAGUUGAUAGCAUUGUCGAUGUCAUCUUCUUGGUGGACAUAGUGCUCAAUUUUCAUACCACUUUUGUUGGGCCGGCUGGAGAAGUGAUUUCCGACCCAAAACUGAUCCGUAUGAAUUACUUGAAGACUUGGUUUGUUAUAGACCUCCUGUCCUGUUUGCCAUAUGAUGUCAUCAAUGCCUUUGAGAACGUGGAUGAGGGCAUCAGCAGCCUCUUCAGCUCCCUUAAAGUUGUUCGGCUUCUUCGCUUAGGCCGGGUGGCCCGAAAGCUGGACCAUUACAUCGAAUAUGGAGCUGCUGUGUUAGUGCUACUCGUUUGCGUUUUCGGCCUUGCAGCACACUGGCUGGCCUGCAUCUGGUACAGCAUUGGGGAUUACGAAGUGAUUGAUGAGGAAUCAAACCGGAUAAGAACAGAAAGCUGGCUGUAUCAGCUGGGGGAAAACAUUGGAAUGCCGUAUCACUUUAAUGCAAGUGGGACAGACAAGUGGGAAGGAGGCCCAAGCAAAGACUCAGUUUACAUCUCCUCACUGUAUUUUACGAUGACCAGCCUCACCAGCAUCGGGUUUGGUAACAUUGCCCCAACCACAGACGGGGAGAAGAUCUUUGCUGUGGCUAUGAUGAUGAUUGGCUCUCUUCUGUAUGCAACCAUCUUUGGUAAUGUGACGACAAUCUUCCAGCAAAUGUACGCUAACACCAACAGGUACCACGAGAUGCUGAACAGUGUCCGAGACUUCCUGAAGCUUUACCAAGUGCCAAAGGGCUUAAGUGAGCGUGUCAUGGAUUAUAUUGUUUCCACUUGGUCAAUGUCCAAAGGAAUAGACACCGAAAAGGUUCUAGAGAUUUGCCCCAAGGAUAUGCGAGCAGAUAUUUGCGUGCACCUAAAUCGCAAAGUCUUCAAAGAGCACCCGGCAUUUAGACUAGCAAGUGAUGGCUGCCUACGUGCCCUGGCAAUGGAGUUUCAGACCAUACAUUGUGCUCCAGGCGAUCUUAUUUACCAUGCAGGUGAAAGUGUGGACAGCCUCUGCUUUGUGGUUUCCGGCUCACUGGAAGUCAUCCAAGAUGAUGAAGUUGUUGCUAUCCUAGGGAAAGGAGAUGUCUUUGGAGAUGUGUUCUGGAAGGAAAAUGCUCUCGCUCAGUCCUGCGUCAACGUCAGAGCCCUGACAUAUUGUGACCUUCACGUUAUCAAAAGAGAUGCCUUGCAGAAGGUUCUGGAAUUCUAUACAGCCUUCUCCAAUUCCUUUUCACGAAACCUUAUCCUAACGUACAAUCUUAGGAAAAGAAUUGUUUUUAGGAAGAUCAGUGAUGUGAAGCGGGAAGAGGAGGAGAGGAUGAGGAGAAAGAAUGAAGCCCCACUCAACCUGCCUCCCGACCAUCCCGUACGGAGGCUUUUCCAGAGGUUUAGGCAGCAGAAGGAAGCCCGUAUAGCGGCCGAGAAAUUCAAGGAUGAUGAUGUGGAGAAAGGCACUGUGACCUCUGAGAGCCUUGAGCCAGAUGUUGCAGCAAUGACCAGUGUAGUUACAGUAACUGAAAGUCCUGCAACACCAAUCCCUUCACAGGUUGUUAGACCCUCAACAUCUGGUGUGUCAGACCAAGCUAAACUGCAGGCUCCAACUUCCGAAAACUUUGUCGUUGUGAAACUCUCGGGGGAGUCCAGUAAAAGGAAGGGCUGGUCUAAAUUUAAGGAAUCUGUUACAAAAACAGAAGAAUGGAAUAAAGUGUCAAAGGCAGAAUCCAUGGAAACCUUACCCGAAAGAACUAAAACACAUGAAGAGACCUCGCUGAGAAAAACAGACUCGUGUGACAGUGGCAUUACAAAAAGUGAUUUGAGAUUAGACAAUGCUGGAGAAACUCGGAGCCCCCAGGACAGAAGCCCUGUGCUGACAGAGGCCAAGCACUCAUUUUAUCCAAUUCCUGAGCAGACCCUUCAAGCCACCAUAAUGGAAGUAAAAAAUGAGCUGAAACAGGACAUAAAGACCCUGAAUAACAAAAUCACUAGUGUUGAAAAGCAACUUUCUGAAAUACUGAGGAUAUUAAAUGCAAGGAGACCUACAGAUUCACCAGAUGACAUAUUUGAAAUAUCAAGGCCAAGUACCCCAGACUCUGACAAGGAGGACCUCCAGUUCUAGCUGGGCCAGCCUUUGCGUUUAAAACUACUGUAAACUAUACUGGGAAAAUUCAGGUGUCAUUGCUAAAUACAGUGCUGAGUUUAAGGCUGAGCUAUCCAGGGUGCUGAAGUCAAGUGAUAGAGCGGGGAUUACUAUGACAUGCUUGAUUUCUGAGCAGCAGAUGCUGUUUUUUUCUUGGAAAAGUGUGUACCAUCACUCCUAGAAUAGAAGGCGUAAGGAAGAUACUUUUUUUUUCAAUCUGAUUUAUUGAUACUCAUAAUUUUGAUCAGACACUCAAAGAGAAAUUAAACUAUAUUAAAAUUAACUGUAACUUUGACAUG
Callorhinchus milii (elephant shark) is the source of this 3208-nucleotide messenger RNA. RefSeq names its product potassium voltage-gated channel, subfamily H (eag-related), member 1a (gene kcnh1a). Gene Ontology annotation, cellular component: membrane. The coding region runs from base 18 to 2888 and encodes 956 amino acids. Gene Ontology annotation, molecular function: delayed rectifier potassium channel activity. Gene Ontology annotation, biological process: potassium ion transmembrane transport; regulation of membrane potential. The record is from RefSeq and is a predicted model, not a curated record. NCBI's taxonomy places the organism in Eukaryota, Metazoa, Chordata, Chondrichthyes, Chimaeriformes, Callorhinchidae. The transcript is spliced from 11 exons.